AUGGCAGGUCUCCCUCCAGGUGUCAUGUCAGGCACCUCCUCACACACAGCCUCGCCCUCACGGCAUCUCUCACAAUACUCCGUGGGCGGCAGCGGAACACCUACUUCCACCGUCUCAACCUCCACCCUCCGCUACCCAUCAAGUCGCAAGACCAUCUACGAUCGAAACCUGAACCGCUCACGAAACGCCGAACUCUCCCGCUCUAGCUUUGCGUAUCUCUUCAUGGAAAUGGUCUCAUACGCCCAUCGACGUGUCAAGGGAAUCCAAGACUUUGAAAAGCGGCUGAACGAGCAAGGAUACCCACUGGGCCUGAAGUUGCUAGAUCUACUGCUCUACCGUGCCAGUCCUGCCGGGAGCUCCAGUUCGUCGUCCUCGACCAGUAGUUCGUCCGCGGGCGCAACCGGAGCGAACAGGCCGUUGAGACUGUUGCCGUUGCUGAACCUGCUGACGACAAAGUUAUAUCCGUUGCUGUUUUCUCGUCCUGCCGACUCGUUGGAGCAGUCGACUACGAACCCCGGCGAAUACAUGAUCAUUGAUAACACACCUCUUACCAAUCACUACAUCUCUGUGCCCAAGGAGAUGAAUCAAUUGAGUGUGGCUGCCUACAUCGCAGGGAUCAUCGAAGGUGUCUGUGAUGGGGCCGGCUUCCAGUGUAAAGCCUCGGCACAUAAUACGAGCACUGAUGUCUGGCCAAAUCGGACCGUCUUUCUGAUCAAAUUCGAAGAUCAUGUAUUGGAGCGCGAGAAGGAACUCGAAAGACAGGGAAUCAAGUGA
Molecule: messenger RNA, 774 nt
Organism: Exophiala bonariae
Lineage: Eukaryota; Fungi; Ascomycota; Eurotiomycetes; Chaetothyriales; Herpotrichiellaceae
Exons: 1
Coding region: 1-774 (257 amino acids)
Biological process (GO): endoplasmic reticulum to Golgi vesicle-mediated transport
Cellular component (GO): TRAPPIII protein complex; TRAPPII protein complex; TRAPPI protein complex
Source: RefSeq, a predicted model, not a curated record